AUGCGGCCGAAGGUCGCAACACUCGACGUCAACCCUGUUCUCCUAGGAUGUUUUUGGUUUAUCUUGGCGGCAGCCCGUGAUUUGUCAGUGGAGAUAACGGGAACUGACACGGGCGACUGCACGACGCCGUGUAGAACCCUAGACUAUGCCAUCCGACAGCUCUCUUCAGGAGAUCGCAUCAAAGUCGGCGUCGGAACAUUUGCGGGUUCUUCGAACCGCAACCUCAGCCCCGGCGACCUCGGCAAAGCCAACUUCUCGAUUGAAGGCUACGACACGGAUUUGACCAUCUUUGAUGUGGAGAGAGCUGGCCGCUUCAUGUACCUGGAUGCAGCUGCUGGAGAGGUGGUGAUUCAGAAGCUGACGGUCCGCAAUGGAUACUGUUCGGCUCUUUCCGGCGAUCGCAAUGGCGCUGGAUUCAAGCUUGUGCAAUCUCCCGCCAAGCUGCGCGACAUCCACCUACGGGACAUGGACUGUAGCUUCGAGGAAACUCUUGCUCGAGAGUUUAACGGCGGUGGCCUGUACCUCGUGGAUUCGAUCGCCUUGGUGCAAAGGCUGCGAAUUACAGAUUCUGUGGGGAACCAUGGUGCCGGCAUCGCGACGUGGGGAGCCGAUGUCUCAAGAAUUGAGGACUCCAUCUUCGAGCGGCUGCAGGGACUGCGCUGGGGUGGAGCUCUACUGACGGAGGAGAAUUCCCUUACCGAGUUCCAUCGCUGCCGGUUCUCUCGUUGCUAUUCGCCCUAUGGGGGCGUGCUGGAUGACGGAGGUCAGGCCAGCCCGCUCUUUGCGGACUGUGUCUUCGACCAGGCAACAGCGCUGCACGGCUCUGCCUACUAUGGCUAUGGCAUGUCAGCGACUAGGUUCCGGAAUGUCAUCUUUCAGAACGGCCAUGCCUCCUCUUCUGGAGCGAUAUACCUCACGGCGACUGUCAGCCCGAGCUUCACCAAUAUUACGGUCGUGAACAACACCGCGAACGUGGACGUAGCUGGUGUGCGCUCCUUCGUCCCUUCCGGCAUUCUCUUCAAGAACUCACGUUUCAUCGACAACCACGUCCCGAGCAACGGUGCAGACGGUGCCAUACAGGCGGCUGCCGGUGGUUUGCUGCUGGAGGACUGUCUCUUCGAAGGCAAUGGACCAGCCGAGCCUGGGGGCACUGUUGGCAUAACAGCUGCAGCCGCCACGAAUGCCCCGUCGAUUUUCCGGCGCGUCGUGUUUCGCAACAACGGGCAUGCCGUCGUCCUGAAGCCCUCGAGCGAGCCUGAUGCUGUCAAUCGACUUCACAUGGAAGAUGUGAUCUUCGAAAGCAAUGUGGCGACUGACUUUGGAGGAGCCCUUGAAGUGAGUGCUCCUGCCGACGUUACCGUCCGCAACGCAGUCUUCCGGAAUAAUGCUGCGCAAGGCAAUGGCGGUGCGCUGGCCAUAUUUGCGAAUGGUCCUGCACGAAUUGAGAUCAACAGUUCCACUAUCGAAGGCAAUCUUGCAAACGGGCAAGGUGGUGGGAUAUACUGCGCCGAGCUGGCAAACAUGCCGGCGGCCCUCGUGCUCAACAACGUGGAGAUUCGUAGCAACGAAGCCUACGGAAGUGGAGGAGGCGUAUCGUUUGAGUGCACUUCGUUGGAUGUGACAGGCGGCAGUAUGUCCAACAACAGUGUCCUUUCGGGCAAGGGUGGCGCCCUUCAAGUUGGAGCAAAUCUUCGAUGUGGUUCAGACCCAAUCUUCAAAGAUGUUACUUUCAAGGGUAACUCUGCAACAACUGGCGCCGUCGCUUUCUUCAGCAGCGCCUACCCAUCGUGCGCCAUCCCGGUCUUGGAAGAUGAUGACAGCAGGUGGAACCCAUCCGUUCCAUCUGCUUGGCACUGGACCGACUUUGGUGCUGCUGUCUCCGGCAACUCCGCGGCCCUUGGCAACCUGCAAGCCACGUCACCGGUCGCCAUCGUCGCUUCCUGUCGUCAAGAAGUCUGUGGACGUCAGAGCCUUCUCACGAUGGAGGGCUUUCCCGGGAUGAGUUUGUCCUUCGGAGCAAUGCUUCUCGACAGCUUCAACCAGGUCACCAUAGACGACACAUUGCAGCUUGAGAUGGUCAUCUUACCUGGCUCCACGUGCCUGCUUGACGGAGUUCUGCAGCAUCGUAUUACUCAAGGCCUGGCUGCAAUUCAGUCGGUCAAGGUGCUGGCGACGGUUGGGACGAUUUGGAACUCCAUUUGCAAAUUCAAAGUCCGCCUACCUCUCUCCAUCAUUUCAUUGAAGAACGUCGUGCCUUUAGAAGUGCACCUCCGCAUGGGGCCCAGCGCCGUGACGUGCCCUUCCGGGUGGAUUUCCUCCGGUGGACAGCAGGCCACUCGCGAGUGCCAAGCCUGUCCAGCGGGAAGUUUCGCUAUUCCCGGCGCGUUGAGCUGCACAGCUUGCCCAGCCGGUCGCUUCAACCAGGAAGCGGGCACUGCUGACUGUCUCGCUUGUCCUGCAGGUCAUGGGUGCCCGGCAGGAACAAGCAUUCCCGCUCCGUGCCCACGUGGAUAUCACCAGAACCAGGAAGGAGGUUCCAGUUGCUUGCGCUGUCCUCUGGGUACCUACACGCAGCAGACUGCCUCCGCGAACUGUACGGAGUGUGUCUUGGGCAUGAUCACCUUGGAAACGGGAUCAGACUCAGCAUCGUCCUGCCUGUGCUCCGACGACUCGUUUAUGGUACACGGCAAGGGCUGCACACCAUGCCCUGCUGGAAUGCUAUGUGCCGCUGGAUUGGCGCCUCCGCUCCAGAAGGCGGGCUACUGGGCAGAGGUUGAAGAUGCACACCGUGGGCUUUACUCCGUGUUCCAAUGCCGUAAUGCAGAGGAAUGCCCUGAAGGACAGCCUGAGAUCUGUGCACCGGGGCGAACCAACUUGGCUUGCAACAACUGCCUGCCAAAGUAUUAUCCCACAGGGAACGGAGAUUGCAAGGCCUGCGAGGAUUACGACACUUUAGGCUUUUAUGUUGCAGUGAUUGUCAUGUGGUGCGGGGCCGCGAUCAUUUUACGGGUGAUGAGCGUUGGCAUCAGCCAAUCCAGCUUGAGCAAGCUAACCGUCCUGGCUGUGGGCAACCAGCUGGUCAUGGUCAUUCAGACUUUCUCAACUAUUUCAAAGCUCGCAAUUGCAUGGCCAGAGCCGGUAAAAACACUCAUUGAGUUCGCGGACCUGAUCAUGAUGAUCAACUUAGACUUUGUGAAGAUUGCGUGUGUGAGUCAACAUGACCAUCCUGUGGUGAAGCUUUUGGGGCAGCUGCUGGCUUUUCCUGUGCUGGCUCUUGGAUUGGGCUGCGUUUGGCUGAUUCAGAAAUACUUGAAGCCGAAUCAACGAUUGGACCACCUCAUCAACGUUCUCGGUUUCAUCCUCUUCGCUUUCUUCCUCAGUCUGGCGCUGGCAACACUGUUGCCCUUUCAAUGCAUCUCGAACCCCAACGGGACCAGCUCAAUGGCCAACAAUCCAGGGGUUCUGUGCUACCAAUCGGAGGACCACUUUGUGCUUGUGGCGGUCGCUGGUGUUGGAAUCAUACUUUACCCCGUGAGCAUCAUUGCCUGGGCUACAUGGGCGACGUACUUAUACCCAUCUCGAGCUGCCACAGGAAAAGGCAUCGCGACGCUGUACCGCUAUCGCUUCUUCUUCCAACGCUUCACUCCUCAGUGCUAUUUUUUUGGAUUGUUUCUUCUCUUGCGCAAUUUCUUGCUGGCCCUCGCCCCGAUUGUCCUCGUCCCAGUCCCAGCAUUGCAAAUUGUGGCUGUCGGGACCAUGCUGCUGGCGAGCCUGGCUCUGCAGACGCGGCUAUGGGCUUGGCGCACACGCGAAUCGAAUGUUGCUGAUCUUCUCAUGAUGCAGUUUGUCGUCAUCGUUCUGCUUGGUGUGUCACCACUUCUGGAAAUCGAUGAGGCAGCAGCAGCAACUCUACUGGGGACGCUGCUUUGUGUGCCCGUCCUGGCUCCACUGGUUGUCGGCGUCCUCGUGACGAUUUGGAUGGGCUGGCGCUCUUUGCAGAAGGCAGCCCGCUAUGACGUCUUCCUUUGUCACCACAAAGGUGGUGCGGGAGCGUUGGCCCGUUAUAUCAAAAUCCAGCUUACAACGCUGACAGGCUGCAGCGUGUUCUUGGAUGCCGAUUGCUUGGAGAGCCUGGAUGGCCUUUUUGACAUCGUGCGGGAGCAGACCAAGAACUUCGUUGUCAUUUUGACUCAGGAGCUGCCGAAACGCAUGUGGUGUGCGGGCGAAGUUGCGACGGCUCACAAGAAUGCCAUUCUCACCGUGCCAGUCAGGUGCGACGGCUUUAUGAGUUACACGGACAGCCAGAUCGAUUUCAUCCCGCAAAUGUGGUCUGCUGACGAACAACAUGCGCUUAGUUGUCAAGGCAUCUCUACAUCAGACGUUGUGCAAGCCUUCAAAGUCUUGCUGGCGCUGCAUGGUGUGAUAAUGCCCCGCUUCGGCAGAGAUGCUGAGAAGCAUGAAGCCAUCGAGAAGAUAGCUUUGAGAUGUGCCCUCUCGCGCAAAACCUACAGUGAAAACCUGGGCAGGAUUUCCAAGGCGCGGAUCCUGAUGACGGGUGCCGUGCAAGAUGCGGAAGCUCUGAGUGUUCUCGAGAUAUGCCAGCACAUGGUCCAGAAGCGGUUGCAAGUGACCUGUGCCAUCGUCCGGACGGAGCUUGAGGUUCGCAUGAUGAUGUCGUAUGCAUCCUACUUUGUGGUGCUGCUGUCGCGGGGAAUGCUACGUGAUCCGUCUUUUGCUCGUCUUCUGCUCGCAGCAACGGCUUCUCCGAGUUUUGGCGGUUCCGUGAUGGUAUCGAGGACACUCUCAGCAAGUUCACGGGCCUCGGAACGACAUUUGGAACUGGUCACUGUCAAUGCGGACCCGAACUUUGAAUUUCCUGGUUCCGAGUUCUACGACGAACUUCGCCAUUUCGGACUUGGCUUCGGACAUCAGGUUGGGGGCCGGCUCGAACACGCCUAUCGCGCUUUGCUGCAACUCCUCGCGCUGCCGCUCUCCCCGCACGGGUCAUCCGCGCUCAUCAAGAAACAAAUCGAGGAGAUCUGCACGAGGUUCCGGAAGUAUCAGAACAACGUGGAGGGGUUGGCCCAGGAUCUGGAACAUGACGAGACAUUGAAAGAUGGCGCCAACUCCAUGGAACCAGCCGACUUCAAUCUGGAAUCCGCGUGCUCAAGCCCCGCAAUCACUCCACGCUUGGAAAGCAGCAUGUUUUGUCCUAGCCCAGGUGCACUAAGUGUACGAAGUUAUGACAUGCCACUGGAGAUGCUGAUGGAGUCCGUCGUAGAUGAGAGAGCGAUGGGCCGCAUCGAAGACAUCGACGAAGAUGCUCCUGCUUUCGUCAUGAGAGGGGACAUGUGCGACGUCGCAGAAGUAGAGGAGGCCGUGCGGCUCCAACUUGCACCUCUGGAGCAGCGGGUUCUUCAGGUUCAUCAGGAACUCUUGCCUUUGCAUGUGCAUGGUGUUCAACUUGACCAACCUGGCUGCAUCAAUACGCAGGACAUCCCAGUCCCGCUCCAUGUCACGGCAGAAAGUCCUGUCCUUCCACCGCCAAGUCUCCCCAGCAGCUGCCUGCGGCAGUCUGCAUUGGUUCCGGCCACAGAGAUCGCAUCAUGGAAGCGGAAUACCGUGGGCAAUCGCGAGGUGUCUGAGGAGCAGCAAAGGCCCAGCUUGUCGAGAGAAUCUCCAGCCAAGCUCACGGUGUCCUUCUCCAAGAGUGCAACGAUGGGGGAGAAAAAGAGGAGUUCUGGUACCCCAAUUCCUCUUGCAAAGUCGGUGACGACGUACCACUUCAAUGAGUCGGACAUGCCAUGGCACAGACGAAUGUGCCACCAGCUGGUGCGCAAUGCCCGCUUUGAGCUGCUGGUGAUGGUGACGCUGCUGGCAUCGUCAGCAACCUUGGGUGCCGAAACACAUGUGGCAAUGCAGGAUAUCAAUUCAGAGCCGCAUGUAGUUUUCCGCAUAUUCGACAUCACCUGGUGCGUGGCGUUCGUGGUGGAGCUCUUCCUGCGCAUUUUUGCAGACGGCAAAAUGUUCUUCAGCACAACGAACCCAGAGUUUGGAUGGAACUGGAUGGACACCUUCUUUGUCGCCAUAUCGACGGCCGAUGAGGCGAUCGUGCUGCUAGGAUUUGCAAUCGAGCUUUCUCAGUUCCGACUCCUGCGCAUGAUACGCUUGGUGCGUGUCCUGAGACUGCUGAGAGUUGUUCGUUUCUGCAGCGACCUGCGCAUCAUGGUCAAUGGAAUUGCAGGGUCUGUUCGAGUCCUGUUCUGGGCGUUGAUACUGCUGGCAAUCGUCAUGUUCAUCUUCGGUGUCACCCUCAUGCAACUGGCGUAUGCGCAUCUUCAGACGAACAGUGCUGACACAGCUGAAGUGACGAAGUACUACGGUACUUUGGGCAGAAGCAUGCUGACGCUCUUCAUGGCCAUAUCCGGAGGUAUAGAUUGGAAGGAUUCAGUCGCUCCGCUUGGGCCGAUGAGCUGGAUCUUGGAUUACUUCAUGGGCGUGUACGUGUUUUUUACUUUGUUCUGUUUCAUCAAUGUGAUAACAGGCAUUUUUGUGGACAAUGCGAAGGCAUUGGGCGAAACGGAAGCAAUGCAUCAGCGCUCUGCAUUGGCUUUGAAGCGGAAAAUGUGGGUCAAGAAAGUGCUGGCCCUCUUCGCCCAGCUCGACUCUGGCCAAGAGGGUGACCUCUCGUACGAAGAGUUCGCAGCAGAGAUACAGGAUGAGCGGGUUCAAGACUGUUUCCGCCACCUGGGGAUAAAUGUGGAGAACCACACCGUGGAUGAGCUUUUUGACCUCUUCGACGUGGAUGCCGAGGGAAAAAUCGAUCAAUCGUCGUUUGAACAGGCAAUCAGGCAAUUUCAUGGCCACGCGAGAAGCAUCGAUGUGUACAAGCUUCGGCGCGAAACACAAAAGUUUCUCGGCAGUUCACCAAGUUGGCCGGCUUGGUGUGGUUGA
Messenger RNA from Symbiodinium sp. CCMP2592, 6954 nucleotides. Lineage: Eukaryota; Dinophyceae; Suessiales; Symbiodiniaceae. The record is from the annotation of a GenBank genome assembly.